Messenger RNA from Plectropomus leopardus (leopard coralgrouper), 1831 nucleotides. Lineage: Eukaryota; Metazoa; Chordata; Actinopteri; Perciformes; Serranidae. The record is from RefSeq and is a predicted model, not a curated record.
UUAAUGAACUGCCAGCGCUCUCAGAUGACUGUCGUUAUCUGGUCCUGUUGGCAAAGAUCCAAAAUAAGGUUGACAAAAAUGAGGAAGCUCUAUUUUCCCUACAAAGAGCCCGGGACGUGCAGGCCAAGGUGCUGAAGCGGGUGCAGUUGGAGCAGCCUGAGGCCUACCCCAUGCAGAAGCAGCUUGCUGCCGAGAUCUGCGCUGAGAUCGCUAAACACUACACAAGUCAGAGGGGCUAUGAGAGAGCAGUCAAAUUCUACAAAGAAGCUCUUGUGUAUUGUGAGACUGAUCGCAAGGUGAUGCUGGAGUUGGCACGGCUGUACCUCACUCUAGACGAGGUUGAUGCGUGCCAGGAGCAGUGCAGCAUUAUUUUGAAGAGUGACCAGUUCAAUGAAGAUGCAACUCUGAUGAUGGCUGACAUUAUGUUUAGGAAGCAGGACUACGAACAGGCAGUUUUCCACUUUCAACAACUCCUGGAGCGCAAACCAGACAACUACCCAACACUGUCACGUCUCAUUGACUUGUUGAGGAGGGCCGGGAAGUUGGAGGAAGUUCCCAGAUUUCUCGAUAUGGCAGAAAAACAUUCCUCCAGAACUAAGUUUGACCCUGGGUUCAACUACUGCAAAGGACUUUAUCUUUGGUACACUGGGGAACCUAACGAUGCUUUGCGGCACUUCAACAAAGCACGGAAAGACAAUGACUGGGGUCAAAAUGCUGUGUAUAACAUGAUUGAAAUCUACCUAAACCCUGACAAUGACACCAUUGGAGGAGAAGUAUUUGAGAAUUUAGAUGGUGAAAUUGGAAACUCCACAGAGAAGCAGGAGUCAGACCAGCUUGCUGUGAGAACAGCUGAGAAGCUGCUGAAGGAGUUAAAGCCUCAGACACCAGGGGGACACAUACAGCUCCGCAUCCUGGAGAACUACUGCAUUCUGGCAACUAAACAGAAGGCCAAUGUAGAGAAAGCUCUCAGUGUUUUCACAGAGAUCGCAAACAAUGAGAAAGACCACGUGCCAGCACUGUUGGCCAUGGCGACAGCUUAUAUGAUGCUGAAACAGACUCCUAAAGCCAGGAACCAGCUCAAACGCAUAGCUAAAAUGAACUGGAGCAUUGUUGACGCCGAUGAGUUUGAGAAGAGCUGGCUGCUCUUGGCAGACAUCUACAUCCAUUCGGGGAAGUAUGACAUGGCCGGGGACCUUUUAAAGAGAUGCCACAACCAUAACAAGUCAUGCUGUAAAGCUUAUGAAUAUCUGGGCUACAUAAUGGAAAAAGAGCAAGCAUUCCGUGAUGCAGCACUCAACUAUGAACUGGCUUGGAAAUAUGGAAAUCGGACGAACCCAACUAUUGGAUACAAGCUUGCUUUCAACUACUUAAAAGCAAAGAGGCAUGUUGAUGCCAUCGACGUUUGUCAUAAGGUCCUGGCUGCUCAUCCAAAUUACCCAAGAAUGAGAAAGGACAUCCUGGACAAAGCUCGUGCUGCUCUAAGAUCGUAGUGUUGGAAGUGUUUGUGUGAAAGACAGAGAUGAAGCCAAUGUUUCUGUAAUAAAAUGAGUUACUUUGACUGAAUACACUUUUAUUGGUUUGCUUUUGCUGUCAAGUUAAAAGAAUGUGCAGUUAUUUGUAUUAUUUCUUUCGGGGGAAAAACCCCUUAAACACAUUGCUAUGUAAAUUUGAGUAUAUGAGUAGUUGGGCGCUGGCAAUCCUGAGGGAAAACACAGUGCAGAGGGGCUCAGGCGCAUUCUCAGCUGAAAGCAUUUUUCUUUUUCUCCUCACAAAACCAAACUGAUUUUGGAGCAAGUGAAUCUAUAACAUUUACAUACCAGCUUUAUUCAUC